AUGGCAGGCUCGCGAAUCGUCCGCGCCUUUCGGGAAACCUCCCAGGAAAACAAAGUAGGAUGCUCGAUUGAGGAGCCGGGGGUGCGGAAACGCCAGAAAACAGAGUCACUGCAUUUUUCAGAACAAAUUGGUGUUGCAAAGCCUGUACGGGAAGGGAAUCAAGGAACGGAAAGUGGAUCUCCAGUCCUUGCAAUUCCCACCUUGGAGAACCGUUUCCAAGUGGAUUUCCGGACCCUCUCGGUGCACCACCCCCAAUUACAGCCGUGGUUUGUAACCGGCACGGAUGUCUAUGACUUUCUGGAACCAGAGGCGGUUGUUGCUAUGAGUAAAGCUCUUCUUUUACAGUUUUAUUCCAUCGAUGCGGUUUUCCUUCCUGGACGGCUUGUUCCGCGCGUUUUCAACCGGGUAUUGUACUUGAACUGGUUAAAACGGCUCCUUGACGAUACCGGCUGUAGUGACAUUUGCGGCUUGGAUAUCGGUACCGGCCACUCGCUCAUCUACCCGAUGCUUGGCCACUCCUUGUACGGUUGGAAGUUUAUUGCCACAGAUAUCGACCCCGCCUCACUCUUGGUCGCCGCGGAGAACAUUCGAGUAAACCAUCUAAGCCCUCUGGUAUCGCUUGUGGACCGAUCUGCCACCCCCGAUGUGCUCUUCCUGGAUAUUGUAGCCUCCUCGAGGGUCACCUUCACAAUGUGCAACCCACCGUUCUACGCCACCUACGAGCAGCUCGUGGGAAAGUACUUUCUGCGCAAGACCCACUCCAUGUCUAUCCCGCUUAUCAAAGCUUCUUACAGCGAGUUGGUCCAUCCGGAUGGGGGUGAAGUUGGAUUUGUCACCAAAAUGAUUGCGGAAUCGGUGAAAAGCAGAUCUCUAGUGAAGUGGUAUACCACAUUAUUGGGACAAUUUGAGAGUGUUUCACAAGUGCUAGCAAACCUCUAUACUGCGGGAAUCACCAAUAGCACCGUAAGCGAGUUGUCUGGCAGCUCAUCCCAGAGCUUGGGAAAGACCCGCCGAUGGAUUGUUGCAUGGUCCUUUGGGGUGGAUAGGCCGAGAAUCGCCGCUGCACAGUUGAAAAAACUCAAAGGAACGGGCAUAGAUCCGGCGCAUUUGCCGGUAAAAACCCUCGAAACUGUGAAGAUCACUACCGAAAUGGGAAUCGUUCAGUUGGGAGAACGCGUUGAUUUGAUGUUACUAGGAUCUGUGGGUUAUGAGAUGGAGAUUAAAGAUGACGAGGUUUUACUAUCAUUCAAUGAAGGCAUCUGGACAAGAGCCUAUAGAAGAAAAAUGGCUAGACUCGAAGCGGAUGAAAUAGUUAAGCGACAAAAGUUGGAAGACGAGAUGCCUUGGAAAUACGUGUUUCUGAUUUAUUUGGACCCCCAUGACACGCUUAUUGUGUGGUGGAAGCGUGGUGACGACACAAAGAUCUUUAACAGCUUUCAAGGAUGGUUACGUAAGAACUUCAAUGAUGUAACAAUGUGUCCUAAAUAA
Molecule: messenger RNA, 1488 nt
Organism: Babjeviella inositovora NRRL Y-12698
Lineage: Eukaryota; Fungi; Ascomycota; Pichiomycetes; Serinales
Exons: 1
Coding region: 1-1488 (495 amino acids)
Biological process (GO): rRNA base methylation
Cellular component (GO): nucleus
Molecular function (GO): 23S rRNA (adenine(1618)-N(6))-methyltransferase activity
Source: RefSeq, a predicted model, not a curated record